Messenger RNA from Magnolia sinica, 589 nucleotides. Its product is annotated as photosystem II 10 kDa polypeptide, chloroplastic-like. Gene Ontology annotation, biological process: photosynthesis. The record is from RefSeq and is a predicted model, not a curated record. The transcript is spliced from 5 exons. NCBI's taxonomy places the organism in Eukaryota, Viridiplantae, Streptophyta, Magnoliopsida, Magnoliales, Magnoliaceae. Gene Ontology annotation, cellular component: thylakoid membrane; photosystem II oxygen evolving complex; photosystem II. Bases 43 to 462 code for a protein of 139 amino acids.
GCAUUCACAUGUACCUGCAAUAGAGAGAGAGAAAGAGAGAGAAUGGCAAGCAGUGUCAUGUAUUCCUUGUCUCUAAAACCAUCUCCUAUUGUGGAGAGAAGAGGUGUGAGAGGACUGCCUUCUCUCACAAGGCCUUCUUCUUCUUCUUUUAAAGUAGUGGCCAGUGCCAAGAAGAAAAUCAAGACCGAUACACCUUAUGGGCCAGGUGGGGGCAUGAGCUUGCCCGAUGGACUGGACGCAUCGGGAAGGAAGGGUAAGGGGAAGGGCGUGUAUCAAUUUGUAGAUAAAUAUGGUGCCAACGUUGAUGGAUACAGCCCGAUCUAUGAUACGAACGACUGGUCUCCAAGUGGUGAUGUCUACACUGGAGGUAAAACAGGUCUGCUGAUUUGGGCAGUGACCCUUGGAGGUAUUCUACUAGGAGGUGCACUUCUUGUGUACAACACAAGUGCUUUGGCUCAGUAGAAUGUGUGUAUACGUACAUCUAUUUCAGUGUUGUAUGCUACGCUUCUGUAAAAAAAUAAGGAACAUCUCCCAAUAACUCUACUUUGUAAUCUUAUGCUAUGGCUUUUCAUUAAUCUUGUAUUUAGUA